Populus nigra (black poplar) is the source of this 1872-nucleotide messenger RNA. Its product is annotated as B3 domain-containing protein At5g42700-like. Bases 187 to 870 code for a protein of 227 amino acids. Lineage: Eukaryota; Viridiplantae; Streptophyta; Magnoliopsida; Malpighiales; Salicaceae. The record is from RefSeq and is a predicted model, not a curated record. The transcript is spliced from 6 exons. Gene Ontology annotation, molecular function: DNA binding.
CAUUACUCAUAAUGGGUGGGAACUCAACGGUCGACUUCUCUUGCCCUAAUUGACACAGUACAGGAGUCCCCCAAUUUCAAAUUUCUCCUUUUCUCUCUCCCUCCCUCUCACACACACUGCUCCCCAGACUUCAAGAAGGGAGGGCUAAAAUCCUAGCAAUCGAAACCUUUUGAUUCUGCAGUAAAAAUGGUGGCAAAGAUAUCAGAAUAUGAAGAAAGUCGCCGAAAGAGAAUGGAAGAGAACAAGAAAAGAAUGGAAGCCCUCAAUCUCCACAAGCUUUCUCAAGCUCUUAAAAUUUCCACCCCUACCAAAUCCUCUCCGAUGAAACGCUCAAAACCUCGAGUAGUCGAGAAACAAAUGGUUGUGGUUAGGAGGUCCAGUCGUGUCGCGAACAAGCCUGCUCCUUUCUUUAAAGAAGUUGUUCUUGAUCGAGUGGUGAUACCAAGAAGGAUUUCCAAGGCAAGAGAUUUGUCAAACCGGGUGUAUGCUACUGAUGAAGCCAGGGCAAAGGCUAUGGAGAAAGCAGAAAAGUUACAAUCUGAUUUAGGAUCUGACUAUCCGAUCUUUAUAAAAUCAAUGCUUCAAUCCCAUGUUACUGGUGGAUUUUGGCUGGGUCUUCCAGUCGACUUCUGCAGAAGGACCCUUCCAAGGCGAGACGAUGUCAUCACUUUGAUAGAUGAAGAGGCAGAUGAGUAUCAAGUUAUAUAUUUAGCACGAAAGAAUGGACUAAGUGGUGGAUGGAAAGGGUUUGCCGUUGCUCAUGGACUGCUAGAUGGAGAUGCUGUGGUUUUUCAGUUAAUCAAGCCUACAACAUGCAAGGUGGUAUAUAUCAUAAGGGUGAAUGGUUCGGAACAGGGCAAUAGUGUUUGAGUUUUCUUAAUGUGGAAUCGGAUGCAGCCAAAUUAAUUUAGGUAACUGUCUUGAAAUGCAUGUCAAAAUUUGAUUUCUUUAUUGUUGCUCCACUUUAUUUUUGUUCAUCAAGCAUGUGACGAUGGAUGCCAAAUAAUUGGCCACUUGUUUAGACGGAAUCUUGAUGUGGAUUUAUAUAUUUCUCUUGUAAUAGUACUGAAGGCUUAGAGUAGAGAAUUUGCAAUUAGAAAUUUGGUUAAGUGUCCCAAGAUAGAAAGGACAAACAAAAGAUAAACACGUGUUUGGCUUAAGAGACAGUCAUGAACAUAAAAUAAAUGUUUCUAUGAUAGCUUUGGAAUGAAUUUCUAUGUUUUCAAAAUAAAAGAUACAGAGAAACGUGUCCCUUUUGUCCCUAUUAUCUUCGUUUCAAGUUAGCACCGAAACACGACGCUAAAUCACUCAUAAAAUUUCUAUGUUGGGUCCUUGCAAGAUGAGCACAAUGAGAAUUUGGUUCAUUUGCGAACCCCUCCAACUAUCAAACCGGAUGGAGUUCUUGGUCAAAUCCUUUUCGACGUCUGCAUUCCCAAGAAUGUUCAAGGUUGGGAUUUAAGGUCAGCAGCUUCCUUGAGCAGACACCCAUUUAAUCCCACCCGAAGGCAUGCUCCAUUUAAUCCAAUGAAAUGCAUACGCCGUUCAAGACUGUAACAGCUCUCCAAUGAAAUGCAUGCGCAGUUCAUGACCGUAACAGCUCUCACUGACAACCUAGAGGCGAGAUUGCUCGUGUGAAUGUGCAAGAUUCAAAUUAGGUGUUAAGCCUGGCUUUGAGGUUUCCAAAGAGGCAAUGCUUUCUUCAUCCUAAAAGAAUAAACGUGGGAGCGAGGGGGUUUGAGCUUUGAGGUGUAUUAUCUGUAAACCUCCUUGUCUCCUGACGAAGUGUACAGUAAUUUUAUUUGCAACACUUACUUUGGAGUCUCCUGUGGAAACAAGUAGAUUUUGUGAAAUGUAAAUCCACUAAUUCCCGAA